UGUAUGCUUUGUGCUUUGUCUGUCUGGGACUUGAUUGUCAGUCUAUGCUGGUUUCACACUCGUAUCUGUGUGUGUGUGUGUGUGCGUGUGUGUGUGUGUUUAACGCAACUGUUUAAGAGAACUUUCCUCCUGUGAUCUGACACUGUGUUUAAGAUGUGUAUAUCUGCAGUGAGGGUGAGCAGGGUGAGACUGUCUCUGGCCCUCAGGGUGACGGCAGUGUUUUGGAAGCUCAACCAGGUGUAUGUGUCCAAUAUGGCAUGUGGGAGGGGCCUCGACUAGCUUCUCUCAUUUCCCUGGCAAAUACUGUCACCAGUUCCCUUUUCUUGUCACACUGCUUCUAGAGAUUAUAUAGCAGAAAUGGAAUAUGUUGGAGUCACUAUGUUUCUGCUCAUGUUCACCUUAUUUCUAAUCAUUCCUGGUACAGACUCUAAAUGCAUUGAAUGCGUUUCACUGCAGCCCACACAGCAUGGGAAAAUGGGGGACCCAAUGCUCCUCAAAGUUGAGACUCAUUUUGAUGUCCACAAUGUGACGUUCCAGGGGUCCUGGUGCAAGAUUAAGCCUAAUAACACUCUUUUGGUCACUUUCAACAACAUCAAUGCCAUCCCAAAUCUGCGCCUAAAGAACAGUCCGGCACUCAAUUUGCCUGAUGUGUCACUAUAUUUUGAACAUCUGGCUGAAGACACACAGGGGGAAUAUGAGCUGCAGAUCAACAUCAUCUUCCCAGGAAUUCCCAAUCCAGUUGCUGUCACAAAAAGAGUGACAGUCACAGUCAGUGUGCCUGUGUCCAUGCCUGGUAUUACUAAAACCCCAGAAUCAGAACUGGUGGAAGACAGGGACAAUGUGACACUGACUUGUUCUGUUGAACAUGGGACAAAUGUUCAGUUCAAAUGGCUAAAAAACAACAGGGUGGUUGAUCCAAGUGAGCGGCAUACAUUCUCACAAGAUCAUGGGACACUUAUUAUAAACCCUGUCAAGAAAGAAGACAUCGGUCAAUACAAUUGUGAGGCCCAAAACCACAUUAGCAGUAAGCUAAGCAAACAGGCUGAACUCGUUGUGUUCUACGGGCCUUAUAACUUGGCAGUAAAUUCGGACCAAGGUCUGAAGACUGAAGGGGUGUUCAUGGUGAACCCGGAGGAACUGGCCUUUUUUGAGUGUAUUGCAGACUCCAACCCUCCCAACACCUGCAUCUGGAUCUCGAAGACAAAGAACAGCACAGAGGUUCUCAUGACUGGACCUCGGUUUGAAGUGAAGCCGUACGAGUUACCCCAGGGUAAAGAGUUCUUGUGUAGAGCAUUCAACAAUAUGACUAAGAAGCAGGACGAGACCAAGUUCACACUGGUGAUGGCCAGUCUUGACAGAGGAAAAGCCAAAUAUAGCCAGGAAGGGACUGUGCUGUCUUCAAUGGCUUUCAUUACGAUCUCGUCAGUCCUCAUCAUAGUGUGUAUGAUGUUUGUGCUCCUAAGGAAGAGCUGCCAUCCAAGAAGAAUGAUAAAGACCAUCUACAGGCGGCCAAAGACAGAGCAGAGAGGACUGCGCCGCUCUGGUCAUGAAGAUGCAACUGAAGACUUUGGCAUUUAUGAAUUUGUCUCUGUACCUGGGAAAAUGGAGUCAACACAGGCAUCCUGCAGGUCUUUGACACGGCUUGAUUCAGUCAAAGAUUUGCAUACCACGAUCUAUGAUGUCAUCAAACAUGUGCCUGAAACUCCAACACUGAGUCUUUUGAAAUGAGAGGUGGAUAGUCAUGUGUGCUCGGAUCUAAAGAUGAAAGGAAGAAGAGAAGCAUUCAUCAACAGCUCAGCUGCCCGGAGCAAGGUGCCACUCCCUUAUUUGACAGGGAAAUUUUCAGUGAUAUCAGUGGCACUUUAUUGACGAGAAACACUUGCUCUUUUAUGUGUGCUCACAUCAGCAUGAACAGCCAGUUGAAAGGGCUCGUCUCUAACACCCACGCUAGAAUAUUUUUGUCAGGUAGCAGAUAUUUUUGCUGUAAACCUUUCUCUGAACUGUGAGAUGUAAAAGCCCCAAACAAAUUAGGUUUUGUGGCCUUUUCCAAGAAUCUUUGACUCAUUUCAUGUUAUGUGUUUGUGGACCUCAAGUGCAACACACAGUGCAGUCUUCUACAACAGACAAAAAUAAGUUGUGUGUGUGUGUGUGUGUGUAGUCAGGAAAUUGUUAGAAAAUUCAGCAGGUACCUUAAAGCUUUCAUUUUUAAUUAUGUCUCAAAAAGCUGGGAGGAAAAAAAAAUAAAUGUGAAAUAUCUAAUAAUGGUCUGUACACCCCCUUAUACAAAUAUAAUUGUUUUCUCAGAGGCAUGCUAGAUUUUUUAUUUGCUUUAAAUGUAAAACUGAUAAAAACAAAUAAGCACAAGAACCAUAGUUUUGUAUUCACAGGGGGAUAAAAUGCUGAAAAAGUAAAUUAUGAAAAUAUAAAUCUGACAUUAUGAGAUAAAAAUAAGUUAUGACAAGCAUAGUUAUGUCAAAAUGUGAAAAACUAA
This is a messenger RNA of Carassius carassius (crucian carp), 2491 nucleotides long. RefSeq names its product HEPACAM family member 2-like. Lineage: Eukaryota; Metazoa; Chordata; Actinopteri; Cypriniformes; Cyprinidae. The record is from RefSeq and is a predicted model, not a curated record. The transcript is spliced from 10 exons. Bases 358 to 1728 code for a protein of 456 amino acids.